UCAGACAAAAUCAUAGUAAAAUAUUCCAAAAUUUGUGGAAGUAGUGUGACAAAUGUGAAACAGGUAUAAAUUCCCUUGCAAUGCAACUGUACAGUGCAAAAACUACUGCAUGCAUGACAAACCCAAGCACAGAUAUAAAUUAUUUGAACAUAUUUCCAUAUGUUUAUAAUCUUUACCCCUGUAUCAGAUAUUGAUUCCUUGUGUAUUAAUAGCAAAUAAUCUAACUUGGUAGACGUUCAGAGGAAAGUUGUGGGAAAUCUAGCAAAUGUCACUUAUUUACAGAGUUAUGUUCAGUCAGAUUUUUAUUGAUACAGGUUUAAAAAUACAAACCCAAUAAAUUAAAUAGAUAUUUUGGGACCUGAAGAUGCUUCAAUGGCUGCUGCUUAUGCUUUAGGGCCAGAAGAAUAAUACAAAAAAGAGUCAGUCCCUUUACAUACGCUUAGAUGAUAGCUUUCUAAAAGAAACUGUUUAGGUAGUCUGGUGUUUGCUGAAUCUGUAGUUAAAUACACUUCUCAGGCCUCCAACUUCUUCUUUUCAUUUUCAUCUUUCAUUAAAGAUUUUUGACAAAUGUUGCCACAAUCAAGAAUGUGAAACAAUUUGCGAGAACAACAGAGGCAUUUAAGUAUAUGUAGUUAAAAAAUGAUAAAGAUUAGUUGUUUUAUUUUGUAAAAAUAAAACAACUAGAAUUGGAUGGUGAUUUGUGUGAAGGUGUGCAUAUCAGAAUGCUCCUUCAAAUGUGAAAUUCAGUCUACUGUUCAAGCAAUAAUGAAGUAAAAAGAGGGCAAGCCAAAACAUGUGAAAUAGUGGUGGAGAAUGACCAGUGAACGGGGGCAAACAUACAGAUCCAUUCAGCAAAUUUGAUUAUUACUGACAAGUUCAUUUAUUUAAGCAACUCAAUUCACUAAGUGAUACAUAUUAUAUAGAUAAAUUACACACAGACUGAUGUUUUCAAGCAUUUUUUCUGUUAAUUAUGAUGAUUUUCCACGUACAGCUAAUGGGAACAGGACAUUUUGAUUAGAAUACUAGGUUUAAUGAAAAGUAGGUUUAAUACCUGCAUAAAGGUUGUUAUUUUUAAAAGGUACUUUUAAUAUGACAAGAGGACCUCACUGUUUGCAUUUUCUAAUUUAUUGAAUAUGACACAAUUAUAGAACAAGCCAAGAAAUGGAAUAGAUAUUUUUCUUUUUUGUCAUUUUAUUGGUACUGAUGUUUCUUCGUGAUGAGUUCAUUCCCAAAGAUGGUCUCAGAAGAGAAAGCAGGUUUCUAGAAGAGGCUUGAUGCAGGUGGGUUUAGUUUUUCUGCAGAACCAACCACAGAUCCACACAAGAGGAGCAAUGCUUAAGGGACUGGAUUAGUUUGGCCAGAUUGAUUCGACACAUGAAAAUCAUGCAGCAGGAUUGGUUGGACCAAGCAAGGAAAACUUUGAAUAGUGAAUUCCUCCCACCCCCUGCUUUGCUUGUUGUUAUGCUCAGCCUUGCCAUUCUUUAAGAGAACGCUCCCCCAGAUUCAAUCUUCUCCUGAUCUGCAACCAUGUAUGUCAAGGCUCUUCUGUUGCUUCUCACUGGAUCUGUGGUCAGUGGAGGUCAUCUUCCCAAAGCUGUCUGGCAGUUUGCAGAGAUGAUCAGUUGUGUCCAACCUGGUGUUAAUCCUCUGAAUUAUAAUGAAUACAGCUGCUGGUGCGGUUUAGGUGGAGGUGGAACUCCUGUGGAUGAUGUGGACAGGUGCUGCCAAGUCCAUGAUAACUGCUAUGGCAACAGCAAAACGAUUCCUGAAUGCGAGGGUAUUUUGGACCUUCCCUAUGUUAUCAUUUAUGAUUUCAGCUGCUCCAACAAACAGGUAGAUUGUUCAGCGACCAAUGAUAAGUGCCAGGCUGCAGUUUGUGAGUGCGACCGCGUGGCGGCUCAUUGCUUUGCUCGACACGCAUACAACCCUGAUAACAAGUACAUUGAUCCUAAAUUAUGUGCCAACUGAGUCACAUGGAGCUCAGAGCUCAAAAUGUGUAUCACACACAGCUGUCUUCCCAAUCUUAUCUGUUUCUCAUUAGUGAUUAUUAAAUAAAAGUAACUGAAUAAACUAUUUGUCUGCUCAUGUUUCAAAAGGUCCAGUUAUUCCAGUACAAAAUAAAUGUUAUUGCUAAUUUUACUUAAAGCUACAGACCACUUAAAUAACUAAAGCUACAACAUUGGGCUCUGACUUUGGUGAAACAGAACUUCUAUGGACCUUUCCUUGCUCAUCAACAGAUGCAGGCCCUAGCCCUGGUUGCUCCUGACCUGAAGAGUCAGAACCAAGCAGCAUAAAAUCUGCAUUUUAAAGUGGGCAGGUAGGAUUUGUUAAAUUAAUACCAUGUCUAGAGGAACUGCAGCUUUUACUGUUGUCCAGGUCAACUCUCGUAUAAUUUCAGCCUCACUAUAUUACCAUUUAUACCCUUACAUUUACAUAAUUGUAAAAAUAAAUCAGGAUCAGAAAAAGUAAUCUUACGCUCUGACCCAGUACAGAAAUGAUCCUAAAUCCAACAAAAACAUAUUCAGAUGUUUGACCACAACAAAUCAAAAGAUAACGUUACAAGCAAAGAUUUCUGCAAAGCUACAACACAAUAACAGACAUUUGAAAGAUGAUUACAUAUUUAAUAUACUGCUACAGAUUAUUAAUUUACAGCCAAUUUACUAGAAGGUGAGGAAGAAUAAGUGAUUUAACUUAUUCCAAUAUGGCAGAGAUUUAGAUCAUAUUGAGUUUAGCUCAAAAAGUCUUCUUUCUCCACACGUUUUAGGUCUGGCAAGAAGAGUAUUAGUCAGAGAAGCAACCAAGAGCUCCACAGUAACUCUGGAGGAGCUGCAGAGAUCCACAGCUCAGGUGGGAGUAUCUGUUGGUGGACAACAAUUAGUUGUGCAAUUUAAAAAUAUUUACAGACCAUCUUCAUCCAAUGUCACAGAAUUUGAGUUAUUUUGCAAAUGCAAAUGAGAAAACAAAAUCUGAUUCUGGUGGAGACAUACCCAAAAAGGCUUGCUGUUGCAAAGGUCUCUACAAAGCGUUCACUCAAAAUAUGACAACCACAUAUCAACAAUGAACCAUUUUCUUUCACUUACUGUAUCACAAAAAAUACAUGCAAACAGCGUGUGGUGACAUGACCAGAUUUGGAGAAGUUUAAGGAGUAUGUAUGAAAAUGUACUGUAUGUAUACAGUCCAUGCAAACAUGACAGACCCCUAAACACAAAUAUAAACUAUUUUAAAAUACAUACCAUAUUUAGAAUCAUGAUAUGUUCUACCAGAUGUUGUUUCUGGGUUUUUAAUAAGAAAUCCUCUAAUGUGGUUGAGUGCAGAGGAAAGUCAUGGAAACUCCCCAGGUGUCAUUUAUUUACACAGCUGUGCUGAGCGCUGCAAGAUAAUUACGAAUACGAGCCUGAAAAAUACAAAGCUGAGAGGCUUUAGAGGGACCAAAGAGAAAAAUAACUAUAUUAAGGAAUUUUUGUGGACAAUGGACCUCACCAUGCUGCUGCAGGACUGAAAGGACAACACAAGGACUGUUUACAACCCAGCCAUACAGUACAUACAGUCUUGAGAUAAGAUCCACAUUUAUGUUGCAUAAAGAUAUGACAAAUUAAUCACAGCAAACUACACAAGACAAAAAUGUAUUGUAAAUAUCAGGAUAUCAGGGAAGUACAAAAUGUAGACAGAAUGAAUCAUCCAUGGACGAGUGAAUGGGUGCAAAUAUACAGCAGGUACAUCAGCCGUUAAACACUCACAACAUUUUUCUCUGUGAUUUUGUCCAAAUUCACCGUUGUUCCCUUUUUCAGCACGGUGGUAAGUGCCAUCAGCUUCUAUUCAACAAUGUCCCGAUACAUUUAAUUCUGACAGUACCGUAUGCUGAAAAACAAAGCCCACCUCCAGGCUUUACUGUUGGUGUUUUUGGGGUGAUGUCUGGUGGCAUUCCUCCUUCAAACAUGUUGUGUUCAAUAACAUGCAAAGAGUUCAGCUUGGACUAUUUUGUCCCAGUAUUUCAUUGGCUUGUCCAUAUGUUCUGCAGCAAACUUUUGACAAGCUUUAAUGCAUUUGUUUCAGCAGUGAGUCUUGGGGAUUAAGAGUGUAUGGUCACUGAGUCUGCAUCAACUCUUGUGAUUAUUUUUUACUCCUCCUCCAGAAACUUUAAGAGGAGUAUCUGCUGGUGGUUCAUGGUGAAAUGGUGGUCAAUGGAACAUUCAGAUGUUUAGUAAUACAUCUGUAACUAAUGCUGUUAGUAUAUUUUGCAACAACAAGGUUUUUUUUGGGGGGGGGUUUUAUCUUAUUUUUUACAGGUAGGUUAUUUGAGAACUAAUUUCCAUUUGCAAUGACGACCCGGUCAAGAGGCAGCAUGCACGGCAGCUGCAACUUCAGAACACAAAACAGAAUUCUGAAGGUCUUGAAAGAGCUCUUUGUUUUUACCUUACAUUAGCAAGUAAGAAAAACUGUAUUUAUAUAGCACCAUCAGCAGGCUCUGAUCACAAGACCUCAGGGACCUGCUGAGGUCCUCUGGAGUUAUUUCAGACUCUCACUUGUCUUGGGCAACUCAUAUAGAUGAUAUUGUGGCCAAAAUGGGUAUGGCCAUGAUAAGGGAAUACAUUACAUACCUACCCACUACUGUGGCUACACAUGUUGUACAAUCUGGUUUUGAAAUAUCUGGAGUACUACCCAGUUAUAUGGUCAUCUGCUUUAUAAACUUCAGUUGGCACAAAACAGAGGAGCCAAAAUUGUUCUUAAGUGCUCACAAAGGACAAAUGUGGCCUCAGCGCAUAGGCGCCUUUUAUGGCUAACAAUUACUAAUUAACUUAAGCUUAGAUUACUUCUUGUAAUAGAAUCUUUCCUUUACAAAACUAGGGAUCCAAAUAAAACAAUAACCAACAAUAAAUCUGGUGUAUGUGUCGCGAUUUGAGGUUUAGAGUGACCAAAGCACAGACAAGAGCUCAGGGGAGAUUAAAUUCAGGUGUGGACCAGGCUGUAAAGAACUGAGGGAAAGUGAAUAGUUGCUAAGGUGACAAGGCUAGAAACAAAACGAAACACGAAAGCUAAACCAUAACAUAAAUCCAGAGGGGAAAACAUGAGGGAAGCUAGACAGUAACAUAACCAAAGGAACCUGACUACAAAAACAAAACUAUAAAUAACAAAACUCAGGGAAAACAGAUCAAAGCAAAACUAUGGACGAAGAUAAUAAACCAAAAGAGACAUAAGAACCUAGAAUAAUCAUUAACUAAAGCAAACCGAGAAACUAAAGAGAAUAGAAGAAACACCAAAACCUAAUAAUUAACAAAGAACCCAUAAAGGAACUCUGACUGUAAAUAAACAAAACCUAAACCACAGAAAGGGAACCAGGACGAGGAGGAACAGAAAAAAUAAACUAGUAAACAAAGAGCGCAGGUGAACAAAUACCAAAACAUAAAUAAACACAGAUAUACUAAAUGGGAAACUAAACGAGAAACUACAAGGAAGACAAAUGAGCUAUAAUAACAACGAAUAUAAUAAUAGUCAUAAGAAAACCAUAACAAGUAAUAGAAAAGAAACCACUAAAAGAACUUUAGCAGGUAUUCAUCACCGUUAGCAUGCCUGCAUCUGUUAGCAACUCGUCUGCAGCCAGCAGCAUGGCUGGUUUUUAAUUUGUGCAUUACACUGCAUAGUCAGUUAAGGGUUUUAAUGUUAAAGAAAUGUUUGAAACAUCUGAGAUGUUAUAAUACAAACAACUGGGUGUUGUUUUAAUAUAUUCAUUAAAGUUUAUAUAUUGAGAAAUAAAUAUUAAAUUGAAAGUUUUUGAGAUUUUAUUAUUAAACGAAUUAACAUUUAUUAACACAUAAACAAACACAAAAGUAUUGGAAACUGGUACCAUCGAGUACCGGUAUCGAUUCCCAGGUACAGAUAAUCCGUAUUGUAUCGGUUCAAACGUGAAAGGUACCCAUCCCCUAGUAAGAUAAGUGCUUGGAAUGGAAAAAUCUGAGCUAAAAAUAAAACUCAAGAUUUGUACUUUAAUAUGUAAUGUAAUUUUCUUAUUGUUAGAAUUGAUAUUAUAAAACUGGUAUCGAAAAAAGUAUCGUUCAGGAACCGAUAUCGAAGUGAAGGUAUAGGUAUUGGUACCAGUAUCGAAUAUUUUUGAUUGAUGCCCAGCCCUGGUCCCAGCCCAUAACCCAGGGGUACAUGCAACAGGACUGGAGAAACAAGGACAAUGGACAAACUUCACUUUAAAGUAGCCACAAAAAAUUAACUGUUGCACUCUAAGUACGACAAACCACUCUAGAAUGAAUCCCGGUAAAAAAUCCCAGCUCCUUAGGUUGUUGAGCCAGGUCUGAUGGUAAGGUCCAGCAUAAGCAGCACAAAACUUUCAUCAGAACAUCAGAGCAUUACUGGGAACUUUUAGAAGAGCAGUUUCAGUGAAAUAAAGCCUAGGAUAACCUGCUUAAAGUGGUCAAGAAUAGUGUGCUGAUCCAGAGCUGCAGUUGCUGCUUUACCAAACCCUUUUCAAGAAUCAGAGCCAAAAAGCAGAAGCUUUGAGAUUAGUCUGUAUCUGCCAAAGAAAGAAGGGUCCAAGUUGUCUUACAAAAACAGGACGUAUUACCUCAGGUACUUGACCACGGGUCAGUGGAGCAUUCAUUGUAGAGAGACUGGGACACACACUGGGACCAAUGCACUGAAAUACGGUAUGUUGGGGAAAAGAUUUCAGGCAUAGAGCCCAGAAAGCAAGAGAACACUUGAGUUGUACCAACUCUUUCGGCUAGCUCAGUCAUAGACACUGGUCCAAAGCAGUCUAAAAUAACAGAUUAUUUUUGGAUGAUAUCUAUAUAAAUACAUGCUCCUUCAGCUAGGACUAAACCAGGGGAUAUUAUUUGCAGAACUGUUUCAAAUAUUGAGAGAUGUAAAUAGGUUUCUUGGUGUUCCACAAUGUUUUGAGCCUUCUUUAUUCAUUAGCCCUAUAUUUAAUCCCAGUUUCACUUCACUUCAGUACAAUUCAGUACAACAGUGGCUGCAUUCUGCUCGGAAAAACAUCUUUCUGAGCUGAUUACAGAUGUGGAGAAAAAAUACACGAAGUCUUUCAUCAUAAUACUGGGAGAUUUUAACAGAGCAAACCUCUCCCAUGAGCUCCCCAAAUACAGACAGCAUAUUAAG
Messenger RNA from Girardinichthys multiradiatus, 7116 nucleotides. Its product is annotated as phospholipase A2-like. Bases 1528 to 1968 code for a protein of 146 amino acids. NCBI's taxonomy places the organism in Eukaryota, Metazoa, Chordata, Actinopteri, Cyprinodontiformes, Goodeidae. Gene Ontology annotation, molecular function: calcium ion binding; phospholipid binding. The transcript has 4 exons. The record is from RefSeq and is a predicted model, not a curated record. Gene Ontology annotation, biological process: arachidonate secretion; phospholipid metabolic process; lipid catabolic process.